Molecule: messenger RNA, 1481 nt
Organism: Amaranthus tricolor (Joseph's coat)
Lineage: Eukaryota; Viridiplantae; Streptophyta; Magnoliopsida; Caryophyllales; Amaranthaceae
Product: thioredoxin-like 1-1, chloroplastic
Exons: 4
Coding region: 317-1198 (293 amino acids)
Biological process (GO): cell redox homeostasis
Source: RefSeq, a predicted model, not a curated record
CUAAUAAAUCACAUAACUUAUGACACGUGUCAUUAAUCUAACCAUAGGAUUUCCUUCCCAUCACACAAACCAACGAUUAUCACAAUUCUCUCUUCAAAAAAGAGUUUAUAUGCGAUGGCAAAACUAAAAUUGAAAGACACAAACAAAACCCUAUUUCCCCAAUUUUCCCUUCUACAAUUUGAGACUUUUUCGUAUUCUUUUCCAAAUCUAAUUUCUACCCUUUUCAUUUUUUUCAAAGCAAUUUGCAACCCUUUUCAUCUUUUGUGAAUAAACCCUAUAUUUGUUUUCAAUUUUUUUUUCUGGGUUUUUAGUGUUCAUGACAAUGUCUAAAGUUGUUAGCAAGUAUAGUGUUUUCUCGUCUACAAUUUCCCAUCAUCAUAAUGAUCAUAACAAAUGUAGAAAUUUUCCCAUGAAAUUUUCUGUUUCUGUUGGUAAACGAGGAAAAUUAGUUGGUUUUUCUUCUUUGAGGAGUAGUUUUGGUGGUGUUAGAACUGUUGUUGAUCAAAAUGGUAGCGUUUGGUCUCAUAAGAGGAACCCUCAAUCAAUUCAUGCUAAGUUGGGUCUUAGCAUUGGCAAAUCACAAAGAUGGUGGGAGAAAGAACUUCAACCAAAUAUGAAAGAAAUAACUUCUGCAGAAGACCUAGUGGAUUCGUUACUAAAAGCAGGAGAUCAGUUGGUAGUUGUUGAUUUUUACUCGCCCGGAUGUGGAGGCUGCAAGGCUCUUCAUCCUAAGAUAUGUAAGUUGGCGGAGAUGCACCCUGAUGUUCAGUUUCUUCAAAUUAACUACGAGGAACACAAAUCGAUGUGUUAUAGCCUUAAUGUUCACGUUCUUCCUUUUUUCCGGUUCUACAGAGGUGCUGAUGGUCGUGUUUGCAGUUUCAGCUGUACAAAUGCCACGAUCAAGAAAUUUAAAGAUGCUUUGGCCAAGUAUAACACAGUAAGAUGCAGCCCUGGGCCAACAAAGGGGCUAGAGGAGAAAGAGCUCCUUGCUCUUUCUGCCAACAAAGACCUUUCGUUCACUUACACGCCAAAACCCGAGAAAGCACCCACCGAACAAGAAGUCUCUAUUGCGACCGACACAAAAACUGGAGCAGAAGAAUCCCACGUUCCUUCUAACAGGAAGCUUCUUCACUCUCCAUUUACCGCAAAUUCUUCUCAAGAUAACGAAGAGAAAAUGCUAGUGACUGCUAGUAGAUGAUUUUGAGCUUCUAUCCAGCCAUUUACGGCCUGUACAGUAUGUAAAAGUAUGAUUCGGGAUAUCGUUUUAGUCUCUUGUAAAAAGGAAAUAUGUAAUGUGGCAGGUUUCGGGUUCGUUUUUUAGUCUAAGCUUGCCAUAUCUGUGGAAUUGUACCAGCUUGUAGGGUGUGUUUUUAGAUCCCUCAUCCUUGUAAAUAAGAAUGAACUCAUGUUGUUUCUCACUUUCGAUGUGCUUUUACAAUUAUUGUAAUGUUGAAGCAUCAUAUUUGGUUGAAUUACCUUAA